This is a messenger RNA of Coffea eugenioides, 924 nucleotides long. RefSeq lists its product as uncharacterized. The record is from RefSeq and is a predicted model, not a curated record. The transcript has 4 exons. The coding region runs from base 1 to 924 and encodes 307 amino acids. NCBI's taxonomy places the organism in Eukaryota, Viridiplantae, Streptophyta, Magnoliopsida, Gentianales, Rubiaceae.
AUGGACUUUGAGUAUAGGGAUGGUGGUAUCGGCGUUGAAAAUGGAGGCCGCACCAAGCACAAGCCUAAAGGAAAUGAACUACUGUCCCUCAAAUUCACGGUUCCCACCACACAUCGGAAUGUUGGCGGGAAACCUGUGGAUGAAAAUGAAAUUAAGAAAGCUGUGUUUUCAAUGAAUCCCAAUAAAGCUCCAGGAAAUGAUAGUAGACAGAUUCUUGAUAAUGUUAUCCUAGCUCAUGAGUUCCUACAUAAUCUGAAAAACAAAAGGAAUGGGCAUAUGGGAUGUAUGGCUGUUAAAUUGGAUAUGUCUAAAGCCUAUGAUAGAGUCGAAUGGGAUUACUUGAGAGCAAUGAUGGACAGAAUGGGAUUUUGUGAUACUUGGAUAAAUUGGAUAAUGAACUGCAUUACUACUGUGUCUUAUUCUUUUAGUGUUAAUGGAGAAGCAAGAGAGUUUGUAAAGACAGAAAGAGGACUAAGGCAAGGUGACCCUCUGUCACCAUACUUUUUCCUCAUAUGCUUAGAAGGUUUCUCAAGUCUACUCAGAAGAGCAGAGGCAAACCGAGAAAUGAUAGGAAUGAAGAUCAGCAAACAUGGACCUGCACUAACUCAUCCUUUUUUUGUUGAUGACUCACUGAUAUUGAGCAAAGCAGAUCAACAGGAGGCCAACGAGUUGAAGGAAAUUCUAAAAAAUAUGAGGCAGCCUCAGAACAAUGGAAGCAAUAUAGGAGGAGCUGGGAGAGAUCCAGGCAGUGAGUCAAGAGAAAUAUUUGGGAUUGCCAAUGAUUAUCACAAAGACCAAAGAGCAGAUUUUUGGGUUCAUAAAGGACAAAAUCAGAAAGAAGAUGGACCAUUGGAAAACAAAAUUGCUAAGUCUUGCUGGCAAGGAAACUUUACUGAAGGCAGUGACAAUGGCUAUUCCAACUAA